AUGCCGCCACCGCGCUCAUCCAACAAGGAAAACUCCCCACCUGCGAAGAGACCCAAGAAGACAGUACUGUCGGCAGCAGCCUCAAGAGCUCGCAACGCGCCUUUGACUGGAGCACUGUCGGCAUCACCGUCCCAACUACCUGAACCGCCACCAGGACACCAGACAGCGCGGACUCGAUCAUCAACAACGAAAGCAAAACGACCCCCUGCGUUUACGGUAUUCACCAACAACACCGGAGCGACAGAGCAGAUACUUGACGACGCGGAUCCCACAACUAGCAUCAUUGACGAAUGCACAGUACCUGACAUCGUUGACCGAUGCUCCCUAACAGAUAACGACCUGUUCAGUGAGCUAACCGCCGACGAAAUCCGCAGUUUGGUAGAACGAUUGUUGCCAGACCUCCAAGAAGAUGGAGUUCAAGAGUUCCUUGCGACCGUCUAUGACCACGCAUGCACAUCGCCGCCUUUCGUUAUACCCCGCCGAGAGCGAGAUCCGUCCACCUGGCCGCUUACGUAUCCGGACAUGGACUUCGCAUGGGGACAGGCAGUGGAAGGCGAACAUGCUAUUGAGCUCCCGGACACAAUGGACAAUUGGAUUGACAUGAGCGAGAGCAAUUUGGUUAAACCUACUGGAAGCCUCCGCGAUACCCUUCUCAUUGUCAGCUCAUACCCCACUGCCAAGGAGGAUAGCACAGUUCAUCGAUCGUAUGGUACCACCCUAGACAUUUCAAACGAGUCCAUGUUUAUGCUCUACGCCAAGCUUGGCCACAAUGUAUCCUCGAUCAGAAACCACGGCGCCCUCCACUUGGACGUGUUCCCCAGGCGAGUUGACCGCAACAUUGCACUCGGUCUCGGGAAUAUCGUCGACCAGGUUCCGACCAAUCUCGGCAUGUAUUGGAGACUCGUGGUUCGUCAGCUCAUUGAGUCAUCGCAUUCCAAACUGGCUCUCCUCGUCGGGUCCGCAGGUGUUGCCACGUACGUCGACUAUCUCAAACAAAACAACAUCCGCUAUCAAAUAUUUGGCUAUCGAACAAAAGCGUGCAAGGCUACUAGAAAGAGAAUCAUCAUGGAGUAG
This is a messenger RNA of Alternaria metachromatica, 1074 nucleotides long. RefSeq lists its product as uncharacterized. Lineage: Eukaryota; Fungi; Ascomycota; Dothideomycetes; Pleosporales; Pleosporaceae. The record is from RefSeq and is a predicted model, not a curated record. The transcript is spliced from 3 exons. The coding region runs from base 1 to 1074 and encodes 357 amino acids.